CUUGCUUUUUUGCUCACACUUUCUCUCUUCACAAAGACCAAAUACCUCAUUAAAAAUACUAAAGCUUUUUCAAAACUCAAUUUCUUUUCCAUUUUUCUCAACUGGGUUUUAAUUAUAAGGCUGCUUGGAUUAAUGGGUAAUCAAGUUUUCUGAGCUAAAAUGUCAAUAAGGUUGAAAAUGUUAUGUAUUGCUUUAAUAGGAAGAGUAGUCUUUUGAUGGGUCUUUGUUCUGAUUUUAUUGUGUUUGGUGUCUGUUGAGCUUUCAAAGUUGAAAUGUCAAGCUUCCACACCAAACGACUCUGAUACCAGUUCAGUUUCAGAAGCUGUAGAAGACAAUCUUCUGAAAACUGUACCAAAUGUUGGCUGAAAAAGAGGACUCGUCAUAUCCAUGUGAUAAGAGCAUGAGACUUCCCACAUGCAUUUUCUUCAAGGAUGCCAGAUUUGUGUUUAAAUUAGAUAAACUUGGUGUGGAAAUAGCUUCAAUUGCAUUACCAGCUGCACUGGCUUUGACAGCUGAUCCAAUUGCUUCUUUAGUGGACACAGCAUUCAUAGGCCAAAUCGGAUCAGUGGAGCUUGCUGCUGUUGGAGUUUCUAUUGCUUUGUUCAAUCAAGUGUCGCGAAUUGCGAUAUUCCCACUUGUCAGUGUCACAACCUCUUUUGUUGCUGAAGAAGACACCAUUGGAAGAGUGAAACCUCAACCACAACCACAGGAGGAGACUGAGAACCUUGAACAAGAACACCUGAUAGCAGAAAAUAGUACUGGUUACAAUGAAUCCAACUUAAAAUCAGAUCAUGAAAGCUUUGAUAUAGAGGCAGUCGAAAAUGGCAAAAGGCAUAUUCCAUCAGCCUCAUCAGCUAUGGUUAUUGGGGGUAUCCUAGGCCUCAUCCAAGCCAUAUUCCUCAUAUCUGGAGCUAAACCUCUGCUCAACUUCAUGGGAGUUGGUUCUGAUUCACCUAUGCUAAAGCCUGCACAGCUGUACUUGACACUGAGGUCGCUUGGUGCUCCUGCAGUUCUUCUUUCUCUAGCAAUGCAAGGCGUCUUCCGUGGAUUUAAGGACACGAAAACACCUUUAUAUGCCAUUGUUGUAGGAGAUGUGACAAAUAUAAUUUUGGAUCCGAUUUUUAUCUUUGUUCUUCGCCUUGGUGUUGGCGGUGCAGCCAUUGCCCAUGUCAUUUCUCAGUACUUAAUUUCAAUCAUACUGCUAUGGAGAUUGAUGAAUAAAGUUGAUCUGUUGCCCCCAAGUAUUAAACACCUUCAAUUUGGUAGAUUUCUCAAAAAUGGUUUUCUGUUAUUAAUGAGGGUAAUAGCUGUCACAUUCUGUGUAACUCUAGCUGCAUCACUGGCUGCGCGCCAAGGUUCCAUAUCCAUGGCGGCUUUUCAGGUCUGCCUUCAGGUUUGGUUGGCAACAUCUCUUCUUGCAGAUGGGCUGGCAGUUGCUGGGCAGGCAAUACUUGCAAGUUCAUUUGCAAACAAAGACUAUGACAAGGCGACCGCCACUGCAUCCAGAGUAUUGCAGUUGGGAUUGGUUCUGGGAUUGGUGCUUGCAAUAUUCCUUGGAGUGGGAAUGCAGUAUGGAGCCAGAUUAUUUACAAGUGAUGUAAAUGUUCUCCAUCUCAUCGGCAUAGGCAUUCCGUUUGUUGCAGCAACUCAACCCAUCAAUGCCUUGGCUUUUGUUUUUGAUGGUGUCAACUUUGGAGCAUCUGAUUUUGCAUAUUCAGCUUACUCCAUGGUUAUGGUGGCUGCUCUCAGCAUCUUAUGUCUGUUUGUUCUUUCUUCCACAAAUGGUUUUGUUGGAAUAUGGGUUGCUUUGACUAUCUACAUGAGUCUUAGAACAUUUGCUGGAUUUUGGAGGAUAGGAACAGGGACUGGACCUUGGAAAUUUUUACACUCCAGGACCUAAUAUAUAAAUAGAUAUAAUUAUAGGAGUGGGAGUUUGCAAUUUUUGAUUUUGUGGUAUUCUUUGCUUGGUAGUUGGGAAUUAUUACUCUUCUAUGCUUAUUUGUUUGUAUAUUUGAUUAAUAUACUCAUGUAAAAAAAAAAAAAAAAAGAUAAAGAUGUUCAUUCAUUAGUUGAAUAAUUAUUGAUAAAGUGGUGAUCUUGAUUGUGGUU
Humulus lupulus (European hop) is the source of this 2109-nucleotide messenger RNA. RefSeq names its product protein DETOXIFICATION 42. Lineage: Eukaryota; Viridiplantae; Streptophyta; Magnoliopsida; Rosales; Cannabaceae. The transcript is spliced from 14 exons. The coding region runs from base 356 to 1900 and encodes 514 amino acids. Gene Ontology annotation, cellular component: membrane. Gene Ontology annotation, biological process: transmembrane transport. The record is from RefSeq and is a predicted model, not a curated record. Gene Ontology annotation, molecular function: antiporter activity; xenobiotic transmembrane transporter activity.